This is a messenger RNA of Sycon ciliatum, 2340 nucleotides long. Its product is annotated as molybdenum cofactor biosynthesis protein 1-like. Bases 119 to 1891 code for a protein of 590 amino acids. The transcript is spliced from 11 exons. Gene Ontology annotation, molecular function: metal ion binding; GTP 3',8'-cyclase activity; 4 iron, 4 sulfur cluster binding. NCBI's taxonomy places the organism in Eukaryota, Metazoa, Porifera, Calcarea, Leucosolenida, Sycettidae. Gene Ontology annotation, biological process: Mo-molybdopterin cofactor biosynthetic process. The record is from RefSeq and is a predicted model, not a curated record.
UCCAGAUCGGAUGCAUCGAUGAGUUGUUCCAGGCACUUGCACUGCAUAAUGUUCAUGUGCCUUCCUUCUUCCUUCUUUUUGUGAACGCCCAACCAGCGGUGUUCAGUUGCCUGGGAGGAUGGUCUUACUUUCGUGCCUGCGCCGUAUUACAUGCAGACCUGCGUUUCAUGGGAGACGUCUCUGCGCUACUCGACCAUCGCAGUCCACCGAAAAUGUGGAGCUCUUCAAUGGCAAAGAGCUGCGGCCACUGUCUGACUUUCUGACGGAUGGGCACAGUCGAAUGCACAACUACCUGCGCAUCUCGCUAACGGAGCGCUGCAACUUGCGCUGUCAAUACUGUAUGCCCGAGGAAGGAGUUGACCUUACAGCACGCGACCAGCUUCUCUCCACUGAAGAGGUGAUUCGACUUGCUCGCCUGUUCGUCAGUCAAGGCGUCACUAAGAUUCGCCUGACUGGCGGCGAGCCACUGGUGCGACCUGACCUUGUUGACAUUGUCAGUGAGCUGUCGGCAAUACCGGGUCUCGACACAGUUUCUAUGACAACAAAUGGCCUAACACUUUGGCGGCAUGCUGCAGCGUUGAAGAAAGCUGGUCUUGGGCAAGUCAAUAUCAGUCUUGACACGCUACAGCCGGCAAAGUUUGAGUUUGUUACCAGGCGGAGAGGCUGGGACCGUGUGAUGAAGAGCCUUAACGAAUGCAUCUCUGUAGGGUUUGACCCUGUAAAGGUCAACUGUGUUGUUAUGAAUGGACUGAAUGAGGAUGAAGUGCUGGACUUUGUUGCGUUCACUGAAGAAAAGCCUGUUGACAUUCGGUUCAUUGAGUACAUGCCGUUUGAUGGCAACAAGUGGAACAAGAAGAAGUUCCUAUCCUACGCAGACAUGCUGUCGUCGAUCAAGAGCCGCUGGCCUAACCUAGAACGUCUUUCUGACAGCGCCAACGACACGUCAAAGGCCUAUCAAGUACCUGGGUUUGUUGGCAAGAUAGGCUUCAUCACCUCUAUGAGUGAGCACUUCUGCGGCACAUGCAAUCGUGUGCGUUUGACAGCGGAUGGCAACUUCAAGGUAUGUCUCUUUGGCAAUAGCGAGGUCUCAUUGCGUGACGCAAUACGUGAAGGUGCGUCGGAUGAUGAUCUACUGCAAGUCAUUGGAGCAGCGGUCAAGCGCAAAAAGGCACGCCAUGCUGGAAUGUUCAACAUUGCCAAGAUGAAGAACCGACCAAUGAUCCUGAUUGAUAGUGAACUACAUCAAGCUGCUCAAAGAUACCACUUCUCUAAUUUAUCUGCAUUUCACCGUGUACCUCAGACAGCUUCUUGGAAUCGUUUUGCUGCAAGAAGCCAAGCACUGAGAUACAAUCUCGCUGUGAGGUCCUCGGCAAGUGGCGCUGCCCGAGCAUAUCACUCUUCUGCGGUGAGAUGUGACAAGCUGACCCAUACAGAUGCAAGUGGUGCAGCUCGUAUGGUUGAUGUCGGGGACAAAGCAGCUACUCACCGCACAGCCGUUGCUCAGAGCAGAGUCAUGCUUGGUGCGGAUGUGUUCCAGCUGGUGCAAGGCAAUCAGCUAAAGAAGGGGGACGUCUUGUCGGUCUCUCGCCUCGCUGGCAUCAUGGCAGCCAAGCACACCCCACUGCUCAUUCCCCUGUGUCACAACAUUUCCAUAAGCCACUGCAACGUUGACCUAGCUCUCGACAGCAGUGACUGUUCUGUCCUCGUCACCGCCACCGUCUCCACGGGCCUAGCUCAAACAGGUGUGGAGAUGGAAGCACUCACUUCGGCUUCGGUCACUGCUCUUACUGUGUAUGACAUGUGCAAGGCCGCAUCCAAGGACAUUGUAAUCACCGAUGUGAAGCUUGUAAGCAAAACUGGUGGUAAAAGUGGUGACUACCGAAGAAGCUAAAAAUGAGUUCUGCUGUUGAAUUUCUUUUCUUUUUACUUAUUCAUUUUUGCACAUAUUCAACCAGGAUGCUGUUCCUGCAUCUACAAGUUCUCUCGUGUUUAUUUUUGCCAUUUCCUUUACACUUCGGAUGUCAUAAUAUUUCUUUUUGGUGAAUUCUAUUUAUGUUUAUUAGGUGGCAUGCAUGGUUUAGACAGUGCAAAUGCAAUUUUAGUCAUGCUGGUCAUGACUCUUUACUUUAGUGCCUUUCAUAUCCUUGAUCCAGUCAGUAGCUCUGCUGGUUGUGAACAUAUCCACCUGCACUCUCUUUGUCAAUUUCACUUUUUUAUUUUUAGGCUAUCAACCAAACUUACGUCUUUCACUAUAAACUAACAGCCACACAUCGAUGUAUUGCUAUGAUGUCAUACAUAUAAGGACUAUUUUGUGGUGAUAUAAGGACUAUUUUGUGGUCA